This is a messenger RNA of Cygnus olor (mute swan), 1117 nucleotides long. RefSeq names its product nicotinamide riboside kinase 2-like. NCBI's taxonomy places the organism in Eukaryota, Metazoa, Chordata, Aves, Anseriformes, Anatidae. Bases 317 to 943 code for a protein of 208 amino acids. The record is from RefSeq and is a predicted model, not a curated record. The transcript has 8 exons. Gene Ontology annotation, cellular component: cytoplasm.
UGGGCGCGCGGGUGGAGGAGGGGAGCCGCGUGCAGCGGGCGCCUAGGUCCCUUUGCGGAGCGCUGCGGCGCGGCGCGCACCAGCCCUGCCGCUCCCUGCUCCCGCCGCCAUGGCGCGGCCCCGCAGCUGACGGCGGGCUCCCGGCCCCUCUCCUCUCUCUCCGGCCCCUCUCCUCCUCCUCCUCCUCCUCCUCCUCCCCCUCCCCCCCCGGGCCCCGGCUCGGGCUCGUAGGCGGCCGCUCUCGGCGGGCGCCGGCUUCCCCAGCCCCGUCCCCUUCAGGCUUCAGCAGUCGGGCCGGGCGGCUCCCGGCCGCGCCAUGAGUAUCGUCAUCGGCAUCGGCGGGGUCACCAAUGGCGGCAAGACCACGCUCACCCGCAAGCUGAUGCAGGCCCUGCCCAACUGCAGCGUGGUGCACCAGGAUGACUUCUUCAAGCCUCAAGAUGAAAUAGAAGUUGAAGAUGGGUUUAAACAGUAUGAUGUGAUUAGUGCAUUAGAUAUGGAGGCUAUGAUGAAUACCAUCAAUGCUUGGGUAAAAAACCCAGUCAAGUUCGAACGUUCUCAUGGGAUCAACAACACGCUGGAUGCCCAAAUCUCACCAGACAGGGAGGGAGGAGAUAAAGCAAUCCACAUUCUUAUUGUUGAAGGCUUCCUACUUUACACCUACAGGCCACUGAUUGAUAUUUUCCAUCAUCGGUACUUUCUUUCCAUUCCAUAUGAAGAGUGUAAAAGGAGAAGAAGUUCAAGGAAUUAUACUGUACCAGAUCCACCUGGAUUGUUUGAUGGCCAUGUUUGGCCUAUGUAUGUAAAGCACAGGAAGAUAAUGGAAGAUCUUGGUGUUGAUGUGGUGCACUUGAAUGGAACAAAAUCAAGGGAGGAGCUGUUCAAUGAGGUGUAUGGGCAGAUCCAAAAUAAGAUUGAAGAAUUACUUAAUAUGCAGAAAUAAGUUGCUGAUUCUUGGGACUGAAGAUGAUUCCUGUUUGCUCUGAGCUGUCUACCUGACUGCCACUAAAGUUCCAGCUUCUGUGAAGACUCAAUUAUUGGAUCUGACUUUGUUCAAUUUCCCCUGAAACUGAGCUAUAUCUGGUCAUAAUAAAAAAAAAAAAGUAUUUCCCCCUCA